Molecule: messenger RNA, 5958 nt
Organism: Symbiodinium necroappetens
Lineage: Eukaryota; Dinophyceae; Suessiales; Symbiodiniaceae
Source: the annotation of a GenBank genome assembly
AUGGAUGUCGACGGUGUCUUCCUCGGUGGCUUCCAUAUCGAUGCCCAGACCUUCGAGGCCCUUUUCGGGAUGGUCGUGGUUAUGGUGAUGCUUCGGCUUGAGCUUUUCAGGCGGGCGGUCAAUGGACGUCCAGGUGAUGCAGCUCCGUCAGCCGACAAGUACAAGAAACUUCUGCGGGAGUGCGCGCCAGAGGCAAUUGGCACCCUCGCAUGCAUCCUGCUGGUAGUUGCCUUGCGAUCCCGUGGCGACACCAUUGGCGAGUCCAUGGAUGAGCGCUCGCGCGAGGCCUGGGAGGCCAUCAAGGCCCAGUGGCCUGUGCUGAUGACGGCAGACACGCUGCUGGCCCUGCAGGUGAUGUUGCGGCUGAUCGUUGUUCUCUCUGCUGUUUUGCGAUCAGGAAGCAGCACGGCUUCGCCUUUGUUGGAUGAAUGUGCCGUGUUGUGGUUCGGAGGAGCUGCUGCAAGAUCAGUAGUUUUGAUGCAUAGCAAGGCUUACUGGCUGGAAGGACCUGUUGGUGGCCUCAUUCCCACCAUCUCGGAGGUUCUGCUGGCACCGUUGUUGUUUGUCCUGGGCAAGCGAGCCCUGCGUCGAUCCACCUUGACGAUGUUGCUGGUUGUGGUGUUGGUGGGUUUCUUCGCGCAGAGAAACAACAUCCAUUUGGCGGAAGAGCAGGAAGCCAAUCUGCUCUUCACUGCCGCGCACUGCUUCGAGCUCCUAUCAGCCGUGCUCUACCUUGGUCGAACGUUGCUGUCCGACAGUGACAGCCCCGAUUUACAAUUCUCUUUGACGUUUACGCAUCUGGUUAUGGUGGUGCAACAGAGUCUGGCCGUGUAUUUCUGGCUGCAGGCUUUCGAGCCGGACACCGUGAGCGGGACAGGGCUGGGAAUUGCUGCCAUUCAGCUAAGCUGUCUAGGCCAGCUUUGCGCGUAUUUGGCAGCGGCAUCUUUGCACAUAGCCACAUGGUCAGAUGCGUGCGAGUCCACUGACGGAUCGAUCAACUGGCCACCCCUUGUCCUGGCCCACUUUGGCAAGUUUGGAUGGGACGUGUGCAUCCAUGGCGAGACCGCCUGUCCUGGAGAGCCUUUCCUGCGCCUUGCCUUCGAUGGUUGCGCCAAGAAGUUUCAGUAUGCCGGUAAGGUCAUCAUAGUCGGCAGCUUUACACUCACGGCCAUUAAAUGUCGCUGGGGCUUCAAUUUCCUGCAUGAGUGGGCACCAACGGCACUGAGCAUUGCCGCACCUUGCACAUCACUUCGCCAAGUGGGGACGAUGUCCAUUUUGAGUGCCGCGCCGGAAGCCUCACCAACGAGUGACACCUUCGAGCUGAUAGCUGCGUGCACGUAUGCUUGGGGCACCACGACGGAAAUGGCCGGGGUUGGGAGCUACCAACACGGCGUCUGUUUAGUCUUCCUGGGCUAUUCGCCGAUUUGGGACGAGAACGGGUUCCGCCUCUUGGGCCAUGGAGGGGAGACUGGCGUAGGACUGCGUGUGGAAGCCACUGGUGCAACUUGCCAUGCUGAAGAGCUCAGUGCAAUCCCAGAGCAAAUCUUCCCGAACACGAAGAACCAUUGCCCAGAAGGGGACUUGGCCGUCAAUGGCUUUGGCCACUGCAUCGUCGAUGAUGUGCUCGGGCAAGUGAAGUCGCCAAAGUUGGCCUCUUCAGUCCGUACACGCUGUCGGGCUGAUGAGAGCCUGGGCGCUGUCGGAGCUGGCAGCGGCUUGGCCGCCGUUCUGGCGCUGGCCAUGCUCGGUGCGCCAGUGCGCGCGGCAGCAUUUGUCCUCCGCAUUCCUGCAGCAAGCAGCACCUCAGUGUCCAGAGUCAACACUCUCCAAAGAAUGGCUUCCUCGCCGAUACCGCCUUUCGACCUUGACGCAGAGCCGCUUGUGACCGGCUCGGUCGAGAUCUCCAACGAUCGGCUGAUUCAAGGCUUCUCCUGGCUGGUAGCUACAGUGAAGGAACAGAACCGUGUAAUGGAUGCGCUGAGUAGCCAGAUCGACAGCUUGAAGGUUGGUGCAGCUGAGCCCACGCACUCCAGUGAUGGCAGACGCGCAUCCAUGAAGGAGGAGAUGCUGUUGAUGCAGAUCAAUGCCAUAAAGCACGAGGUUGGCUCUCUCCCACGUUCGAGUGAUUUGGAGCGACAGCGCGAGCGCACCAUGGCAGAGGUUCACAACAUCUCCAACACCCUGAGCGACCGGAAUCGAGAGUCUUCCGAGCGCUUGCAGAAAGAGCUCGCCGAUGUGACGGAUUCAUUGUGCAACCAGUUGAAGCGCAUCGGAGACGAUGUCUUUUCAAGGCUGGAGAUCCUCGAGCAGCGACCGCAGGCACCGGGUCCUUCGGCGCCGGUGCAGACGCCGCCAGCUGCUGCAGCCGCUGCAGUUUUGCAGCCGCUGCCUGCGUCACAGCCGCAGGUGCAGGGCGGCAUUCCGCCCCCACUUCCAAACCCGAUCUCAUCCUCCAGCAUUGCAGCUGAAGACACUGAGGACAUCGAACUGUCGGAGCAUAUGGAGCAUCCAGCCGCAGCCACGGGAGGCGGCUCCCAGGUCGACCUGGCACUGAUGGAUGCCAUAACUGCGCGCCUGGAUGGGCUGGAGAGGCAAGUUCAGGACCUGCGGAAUGAGGUGCGACAACCGCUUGCAGCUGCAGAUGCUGGUCCGACCCCAGCUGUCCGAGAAACUGCGGAACCUCCCAUGGGCAACCCGAGCAGCUCUGCCGGAAACGCACCUGACGGCCAUGACGGACCUGUCAGCUCUGAUCCAAACGUAGCUUUCAUGACAGCUCCACCAAACUCCGCCGAUGCAGCUGCAUCUCCCGAGCCGGCUCCUGUGCCGUCGCAGGGGGAGACGAAUCGCGGUGAUCCGAUCCAGGAUGUGAGUGCAAUUAUUUCUGCAGCUGUUGCUGCUGCUACAGAUGCUGCCACUACAGUGGCAACUCAGGCCAUUGCUGAAGCAGCGCAGGGCGAGCGAGGAGAUUUUGCAUCUCUUCAGGAGGAGAUGCUCAACGUGCGACGAAAGCUGGAGACUCUUGCCCAGAGUGUGUCCGAAGUACCGAGAUCGCAGGAGGCGCAGGUCCAAGAGACACCAGUGCGGGAGGUUCAGCCGACACAGGCAAACCCUGGAACGCAAAGUGAAUCCGGAGCUCAAUCCGCUGCUUUGGCGUCUCUACAGGAAAGGUUAGCUUCGGUGGAAGCUGCUUUGAAGCAGGUUGAGGGUGUCGUACCACAGGUCAGGACCGUGCCUAUCCUGGAAGCGAGCAUCCAAACUGUGCAGCAAUCGCUUGAGGUGCUGCGCCAGCAAACACAGCAGCUGUCGCAGCCACCACCACAGCCACAGCCCGCCAGUGAUGCAAAGGCCGUCACUGCCACCGAAAAGGAGGCUGCUCGCAGCGAGCUGCCGGAGCCAGCACCGGAAGAUGCAAGACACAAGGGCGCUUUGGCAGUUUCCGACGAGGAGCUCGAAAGACUGAUGGCUCGACUGCAAGACAUGGAGGAGCUUCAGGAGAAAGCAGAAAAAAGGAUCCAACAAGUGGAGGGUCGCUUGCGAGAGGUCCGAAGCCGAAGUGGGUCAGUCAGCGUGGACAGGAAGAUGCCAGCCAGCCGCAACACAACAUCGAUUACUGCUUCAAAGACAUCUGAGCCGUCUGCUGAUGGAUCCGUCGGUGGCUCCUGGAAGGAUGUUCAGGCCGAGCUGGAAAGAUUUCGGAAACUCUUCGAGUUCAUCGAGGGGGUGCUUCCCCAAGAUGCAGCUGAAGCAAUGCGAUUCUUCAAUCGGCGUGAAGCAGGCAAGGAAGAAAUGUCCGGGAUGAUUUCGGAAGUAUUUGGAGCAGAUAUCGAGUUCCAGAAUGCCAAGUCGCAGCUGGAGAGCGACUUCAAAAUGCACACUCGCGAGCUCCGACGAGAGUUCGACAAGCUCACUUUGGCGCUGAAGGGCUUGCAGCGAGAUGUGGACACAUCCGGCAGCAAAGUGGUGGACCUCUCCAGACGGACGUCGCAACUUGAGACGGAGGUCCGAUUGUCGCCGGCUGUGGCAAUAUCUUCUAUGGAGAUACCGCGACGGCCACCAGCACAGUUGGCCACGGGAUUCAUCGCUUGUGGUCGCAGCGGGCAGAGCAGAUCGGAUGACUCCGAGACACACGGCGAGAUCAACUCCGAAGACGUCCGCUCUAACUUCAUUCUUAUGAGUGUCUGCUUUGCUUUGAACCACGGGGUAGUCACAACGCCGCUUGCGGUGGCAACGACUCUCCUGCAGCUUGACAUUGCGAAUUUCGGAAAUGGUCUUCUCUAUGCGGUCACACUACUUAGCUCGCUGUUCCUUGGUGCUCCCACAGUGGGUAGAUUUGGUCCGAAGGGCGGACUGGUGUUCGGAAUGUUCUUCUACUGCAUCUACAUCGGCCUUUUUGCAAUGGCGCUCUUCUACGGAGAUGCUACACAGCUUUUGUUCACUAUAGGAUCAGCUUGCGGCGGGCUGGCCGCAGGCGUCCUGUGGACAGCUCAAGGCGCUUACUUUGCAUGCUCCGCAACUGAGCUCUCGAAGAGCACAGAGCAAAGUCGAGAGAAUGCCACGGCUGAGCUGUCCAGCCAGUUCGCAUUCUACUACCUUCUUUUGGAAGUCUUCAGUAAGCUAGGAUUUUCCGGUUUGCAGGCAUUGGGCCUGCAAGUCUCUCAGAUCGGCUUGAUUUACUUUGGAGCCGGCGUCAUUUCCUUGAUCGGCAUGACUCAAGUCUACGACUUCCGCUCUAGUUCAGGGAGCGCAGAUCCACUCAGCAAGGCCCUCGCGGCCACAUCGUUAUGGUCAGAUCCCACCUUGUGGCUUCUGGCCCCAACCAACCUUGCCUUCGGGUUCUGUGCAGCUUACAUGAAUGGGUUUGUCAACGCCACCUUUGCUGCUCAAGAGCUUGGUGCCGAAUAUGUUGCCUUCCUUGGAGCCGUCACAGCCCUUACUGCUGCAGUUCUCGCCAAAGCUUAUGGUCCCUUGGGAGCUCAGAUUGGCAAGGGCCCCAUCAUCAUCACAGGUGCAGUUUGUGCUUUCGCGAUUCCGGCUCUGACCUGGCAAGGCUGCACGGGAUGGGGCUGGUUUUUGAUAUCCUUGUACUUUUUGCAGGGAUCCUUUCGGGCGGUGUAUGAAUCAACAAACCGAGCGACAUUUUCUGAUUUCUUCCCAGGGGAGAAAACGGAGGGAGCAUUUGCCAAUUGCAUGUUGCAGUCUUCUCUUGGUUUCGCCACAUGCUUCUUCCUGCAAAACUCACUGAGCCCCACACAGCUCUCGACGAUCGUGGUCGUCCUCGCACUGUCAACUCCCGUCGGCUACCUCUUCGCAGAGAGCUUGCGCUCCAAGGACCCGCAUCAGGAACCGAGUCCACGCGGUCCAGCCGAAGGCAGACGCGACAGCAAGGACAUCCGCGAUAAGGCACUUCAAGGUAUGUCCCAAGAGCUGCAGCGCGCUAUGCAGGAACUGCGUGAUGAGAUCCGGCAGUGGAUAGAACUGUUCAAGUCCAGUGUGGUGCAAGCCCUGCAAUCGAAGCCUGAUCACGAACAAGUUGCGGAAUUUGUCAAGCAGGUGGUGGGAGCUUCGGCUGGCGAGAAAGUUGCAUUGUUUGCCAAGCGCCAGCUACUAGGCAAAUGCGCAUCUUGCUCAGCCCCCAUCGAUGUUGACUUGCUGCGCGUGAAGAGACCGCAACCGAUCGGGCUGCAGGAGCACUGGCCUCCUGGAGAGAACCUUGGAGCCAAGGUGGCCAUACGACCCUUAAACGCAGGUGGCGUGAGUCCAAACAGGCUGCCAAAGAUCAACGAUGCACGCCACCGUGACAAUCCCAAAGCAAGGGGCAUGAAUCCAGACGCUUUAAAAGGUCGAGUGCAUCCACACCUGAACUCCGCAAAGAUCAGGAGCCAUCGGCUGAUGCUGCAUAACACUUGCCAAGCAAGAAGACUGUGCGGAACACCACUGAGUGGUUGCUACGCAGAAUAA